CUAGGCUUUUAUAGUGUUACAUGAGAGAGAGAGAGAGAGAGAGAGAGAGAGAGAGAGAGAGAGGGGGAUUUUGGAGGGGGAAGAUAGUGGCUGUGAAGUGUGAAGGUAUUUUGAGUUGUGUGGUUGGCUUGGGAUUUGGGAGUUCUUGAAAGGCACAAAGGGAAAAGCCUCAAACACAAUCUGAGGCCCAAACAUGGCAAAGCAGAGGUAGCCACUUUCUCUGUGCGCGUGUCUGUGUGCUAGACCUAGACACCCAUACAUUCAAUUCACUUUUCACACAGUCCCAACACAUGAGCCUCCAAAAAAAAAAACAGAAGACUUUUAGAGAGUGAGAGAGAUUGGAAAUCAGAGUGUCCGGGUGAGAGAUUAGUCAAGAAGAAGUUGAGAAUUCGAUGUUAGAGAGGUGGACAAGGAGAAGAUAAUCAGAUCGAUACAUCAAAAGAAGCAAAUCAUUGUUCAGCAUUUUAUUUAAGAGGGGUUUGAUGAUUAUGAUAUGAUGAUGAUGGAGUGGAAGACUCACAUUCACAGAUUGUGGUUUAUCAACAAAACAACUUUCUUUUACCACUACCGCUGUAUCAUCUCCUCCAUCUUCUUCUUAUCUACUGCUUGCUCAUUUCUCGGCACCGCUAUCUGCAUCAAAACUACUACCUUCUCAGGAGGUAUGAGCUUUCCCUUGGCUGGUAAAGUUGAUUUUUACUACGUUCAGGAAUUUGAGAUGGUUUUGGAGAAAAUGAAUGGCCAAGAGAUCUUAGCAUCGUCUAAAGGCAACAAGAGAGAGGCCUCCUCGUCAUUGAAGUUGGGAGGAGGGACGAGGAGGUUUUUGCGUGGGCCCGGAUCAUCCCCGCCGCAGUGCAUGUCAAAGUGUGGCACGUGUACGCCGUGCAAGCCGGUGCAUGUGGCAGUGCCGCCACCAGGGACACCGGUGACUGCCGAGUACUACCCAGAAGCUUGGAGGUGCAAAUGUGGCAACAAAUUGUACAAGCCCUAGCCUUGGUGUUUGCUAUAUAUUAAUACUUCACAUAGAAUCCUCAUUUUCUCUCUUUCAAUUUGUAGUAUAUUGGAAGAGAAAUUUUUGGGUACUCAAUUGUCAUAUAAUACUUUACAACUAAUUAUUAAUUAUUGUUACUUUCUUAUUAUUAUUAAAAUUAUUAGAGUAGAACAA
Messenger RNA from Camellia sinensis, 1162 nucleotides. RefSeq lists its product as uncharacterized. Gene Ontology annotation, biological process: guard cell differentiation; stomatal complex development. Lineage: Eukaryota; Viridiplantae; Streptophyta; Magnoliopsida; Ericales; Theaceae. The record is from RefSeq and is a predicted model, not a curated record.